ACAGGCAGGGCUGCGGUGACAGGCAGGCAUUGCAUCCACUCCCUGUGAAUGAGCCUGGCUUUGCAUCUUUCCUUUAAGCAAGCACCUUCCAGGAGAGUAGGAAAUGUAACCCUGUUCUGGGGAUUUUUCCUGUCAUUGCUCUCUGCCCUUUUUGCAAUCACUCCAGCAUCCUUGCAAAAAGUGCCACAACCGCACGGUCUAUCCGUGUCAUUUUACUUAGUGAGUCGUCACCCUUUUGUAACAAAAAUAUUGAAUGGCUUCAAGUAUCGGUAGGAAUGGUGUUCAGGUGUAUAGUUCUGAACUGGUCUCGCUACAUCAUCAUAGCCACCACUACCAUCAGCAGCAGCCUGUAAAGAAUACAUAUAAGGAAGGCACGAAAAAAGAUGGGACUGUGGAUUCCUAUUGGUCCAGGCCUGAAUCUCGAAUCUGGACUGCGAUGUUACUGCUUGGGACUUGUUUACUCUACUGUGCCAGGGUGACCAUGCCUAUCUGUGCUGUGGCCAUGAGCAGUCACUUCGACUGGGACAAGAAACAGUCCGGCAUUGUUCUGAGCAGCUUCUUCUGGGGCUACUGCUUAACUCAGAUCAUCGGAGGGCACCUCAGCGAUCGGAUCGGAGGAGAAAAAGUCCUCCUCCUCUCUGCAUCUGCCUGGGGUUUCAUCACCGCCAUCACUCCGCUGCUCACCAAUAUCAGUUCUGCCCACCUGAUUUUCAUGACAAUAGCUCGAUUCCUCAUGGGACUACUGCAAGGAGUGUACUUCCCUGCCUUGGCCAGCCUCUUUUCUCAGAAGGUCCGUGAGAGUGAGCGAGCUUUCACGUGCAGCACAGUAGGGACUGGCUCUCAGUUUGGGACGCUGGUGAUUGGUGGGGCAGGGUCCCUCCUUCUGGACUGGUAUGGCUGGGAAAGUGUCUUCUAUUUCUCUGGAUUACUCACUUUGCUCUGGGUUUACUGCAUGUGCAAAUACCUCCUGAAUGACAAAGAACUCAUCAUUCGCUUAGAACAUUUAGCAAAGGGCCUCUCGUUAUCCAAACAGACCAAAGUUCCCUGGAAGCAGUUAUUUAAAAAGGCCCCUAUCUGGGCUGUCAUAGUAGCUCAGCUUUCUACGGGCAGCACAUUUUUCACCCUCCUCUCCUGGUUGCCAACUUUCUUUAAGGACACUUUUCCCGAGUCUAAGGGCUGGGUGUUUAACGUCGUGCCAUGGCUGGUUGCAAUCCCAACAAGUUUGUUUAGUGGAUUUCUGUCUGAUCACCUGAUCAAUCAGGGCUAUAAAACGAUCACCGUUCGUAAGUUCAUGCAGGUCAUCGGAUCAGGCGUAUCAAGCAUUUUUGCCUUGUGCAUGGGUCAGACAUCCAGUUUUUGCAAAGCUAUAGUAUUUGCAUCUGUCUCAAUUGGACUUCAGACCUUUAACCACAGUGGCAUUUCAGUCAACGUACAGGAUCUGGCUCCCUCGUGUGCUGGCUUGUUGUUUGGCAUUGGAAAUACAGGUGGAGCCCUAUUAGGUGUCGUUUGUGUGUAUUUAGCCGGUCAUCUGAUUGAAACCACUGGUUCUUGGGUUUCUGUUUUCAACCUUGUGGCUACAGUUAAUGCCCUGGGGCUCUGUACAUUCCUGAUCUUUGGAGAGGCCCGAAGGAUGGACACAGACUCUGCAUACAUAGAUCUAUAGUCGCUGUAAAGAUGAGUUCAGCAAAUGAAAUCUGUUGAAGGGUUUAGGACUGUAAUUUCUAUUGCUAGCUGUUGUGCAAAUGGUUGUUUGCAGAAGAGAAUAUUAUUAUUUUGUAGAAUUUAAAUAGAAAAAAAAUCUAUUGAGAGAAUAUUACGGGCCUGAACUAAACCCAGAGGAGGGAGGAAAUCCAGAGUUAAAACUUUGCUCAGGGGAUGGCUGAUGAGUUAUAGAGCCUUUCAGCUCUAGGUCACCAGUUUGAAUUUGUAGCAGAGGGGUAGCCGUGUUAGUCUAGAUCUGUAAA
Molecule: messenger RNA, 1964 nt
Organism: Trachemys scripta elegans
Lineage: Eukaryota; Metazoa; Chordata; Testudines; Emydidae
Gene: SLC17A9
Product: solute carrier family 17 member 9
Exons: 13
Coding region: 254-1663 (469 amino acids)
Biological process (GO): transmembrane transport
Cellular component (GO): membrane
Molecular function (GO): transmembrane transporter activity
Source: RefSeq, a predicted model, not a curated record